Molecule: messenger RNA, 1899 nt
Organism: Spirometra erinaceieuropaei
Lineage: Eukaryota; Metazoa; Platyhelminthes; Cestoda; Diphyllobothriidea; Diphyllobothriidae
Source: the annotation of a GenBank genome assembly
AUGUUAGCCGGUAAAACCAUUUUUUUCAAGGUAGACCUCGUCAGGGCGUACCACCAAAUCUCGGUCGCUGAGGAAGAUAUCCCAAAGACCGCUAUCACGACACCCUUUGGGCUGUUCAAAUUUAUUCGCAUGCCUUUUGGUUGGCGCAAUGCUGCCCAGUCGUUUCAGCGCUUUAUCCAUGAGAUCUUGCGGGGCCUUCCAUUCGCUUACGCCUACAUCGACAACAUACUCGUCGCAAGCUCUUCGGCAGAGGAGCAUGCCUCGCAUUUACGCCGCAUAUUCGAUCGUUUCCAGCAACACGAUUUGCAAUUAAACGUCGACAAAUGCGUUUUUGGCGUUAAUUCUCUCGAUUUCCUUGGCCAUCACGUCGAUCAGCACGGAAUCACUCCACUUACAGAGGAGGUGCAAUGCAUCUGGUCUUUACCUGUCCCCAACACACUCACUCAGCUGCGACGUUUCAUAGGCCUUAUCAACUAUUACAGACGUUUUAUUCCCCAUUGUGCGGCAAUGCUGGCUCCCUUGACUGACCUUUUGAAGUCGAAAGCAAAACCUAUUGAACUUUCACCGGCAGCUCAUACAGCUUUUGAGGAAGCGAAGGAGGCUCUUGCCGAUGCCACCAUGCUGCACCACCUCAGCUUUGACGCCCAUGCACAGCUCAUUUUGACCACCGACGCUUCCAGCAGUGCUGUCGGCGCAGUCUUGCAUCAACAAGUGAAUAACCAGUUGCAGCCCUUAGCUUUCUUUUCACAGAAGCUACAACCGGCGCAGACUCGCUACAGUACUUUCCCUCGCCAGCCCCUUGCUAUCUACUUGGCCAUACGUCACUUUCGACACAUUUUAGAGGGCAGAGACUUUUCGGUUCACACCGACCACAAACCUCUCACUUACGCCCUCAAGGCCAAGCCAGAUCGGUACUCGCCCAGGGAAGUUCGUCACCUGGACUAUAUAUCGCAGUUUACUGCAGAUAUCCGCUACGUCCGAGGCAGCGACAAUGUCGCUGCUGAUGCAUUAUCCCGUCCGGACAUCAAAACACUCACAUCCGAUUUCGACCUGGCGAGGCUUGCAGACCUCCAAACAGCAGACGAGUCCAUCGCGGACUUACGUACGUCUACUACUCUGCAGCUUCGAGAUGCACCACUUCCUGCGUCACCAGGUACGAUUUUGUGCGAUUGGUCCACAGGCACCCCUCGUCCUGUUGUUGCACUACCCUAUCGUAAGGUCGUCUUUGACCACUUUCACUCCCUCUCUCACCCUGGCAUUGGCGCUGGACGUAAGUUAAUUGCGUCUCGUUUUGUUUGGCCGAAGAUGAAUUCCGACAUUGCUCUUUGGAACAAACAGUGUCCCGCAUGACAGGAGAACAAGGUACAUCGACACACCUUCUCCCCUCCAAGUACCUUUGCGGUCCCGGACGUUCGAUUUAAUCACGUUCACUUGGAUUUAAUCGGACCGUUGCCACCUUCACGUGGGUACGCACAUAUCCUGACGGCAGUUGACCGUUUCACACGAUGGCCGAUUGCCGUUCCUAUCUCGGAUACCUCGGCAGAAAAUAUAGCCAUGGUUUUUCUGAUCCACUGGAUCUCAACUUUUGGUGUUCCAGCCACCCUUACCACUGACCGCGGAAGUCAAUUCCAAUCUAGCCUCUUCCGUCAGUUCACUAGACUGCUCGGGUGUGCGCACAUCACAAUCACGGCAUACCAUCCUGCCUCCAACGGCCUCGUUGAGCGUCUACACCGCCAACGUAAGUCCGCACUGAUAUCCCAAACAGAGUCAGCUACUUGGAGUGUCAAUAUCCCUCUUGUGCUUCUGGGCAUCCGAUCUUCUGUCAAGGAGGACAUCCAAUGCACUGCCGCCGAACUUGUGUACGGUACACCCCUCCGUCUGCCCGGCGAAUAUGUGUAG